AUGCAUAUAUCAUCAAAUCGUCGUGAUCGUGCGUUCUAUGCUGCAUUUUAUAGUCGAAAUAUAAAUGAAAUUCAAAUUAUCGAUUCUAAUGUGACAAAAAAUACUGAUGAUUCGUCGCAUGAGCUGUUACAUUUAGAUACUAUUACUAGUAAUCAAAAAACAUUCUUAAACUCUGUAAAAAAGACGAACGGUAGCUCUCAUAAUGGUGGUGUCAUUUGUAUUCGUACAAAAAAACGUUAUUCAUCUCAAAGUCCUACACUCACCUCCGAAUUUUCAACAUCAUCGUGUUCGUCAUGCACUUCGUCAACAUCAUCACGACGUUUACAACCAGCACCAUCGAUUCAAGAGCGAUUAAAUGCAUUCGAAUUGUUUGUAAAACAACAACAACAACCGAAUACAAAAACAUCAUCUCAACUUGAUAAAAUGGAUAUAGAUGUAGAUGACUUUAGUUAUCUGAAAAAAUCACGAUCAAUAUCAUCAACAUCGUUACUAUCAAAGUCAGAAACAGUUCAGUCUAACGACAAUAGUAACAGUAAACGUGCUAUGCUGAACGAACUGUACAAUUCAAAUAUUCGACGAAAUAGUGAUAGUAAAAUUAUACAAGAAAGCUUUUCAUUUCGUAUUGAUACUAUACCAACAGACACUGAAAUCAGAAAAAAUGAAGACAAUAAUCAAAAAGUCUCAUCAACAUUAGAAACAUGUUCAACCACCAAGACUGAACAAUCAGACGAUAAAACUAUCCCAUCAGUUGACGAAGAACAUAGCUCGAUUCUGAACUAUUCAAAACGUUAUUUAUCUAAAAGUGCAAAUGUCCUUUACAAUCAACAACAAUCAUUAGAAUUAGUUGAUGAUAUGAUGGGAGUUAUUCAAGAAGAAUUGUGUGAAAUUCGUCAACAAGAUCGUGAUUUAAAAAAAAUGUUUUUAACAAUUUAUGGUAAAAUUCAAGAAUUACAAUAUCAUAAAACAAUAAAAACUCAAGAUUGCAAUCGAUUAAAUAAGCAGUUUACAUUCAGCAGUGGAGAUUUACGUCGAUUGAAUAGUAAUAAAAAAUGUCGAAAACUGACAACAACAAAUUCAAUGAUAUGUGAGACGCAUCACAAAACAAAUGAUGAUGAUAAUAGCUACACCGAAACUGAAACGUUUAGUUCGGAUGUAGAUGAGGACUCUGGUGGUUAA
Messenger RNA from Didymodactylos carnosus, 1176 nucleotides. The record is from the annotation of a GenBank genome assembly. NCBI's taxonomy places the organism in Eukaryota, Metazoa, Rotifera, Eurotatoria, Philodinida, Philodinidae.